AUGCAGGAUCAACCUGCCGAACAUGAAUUUCGAAAGCAACCAGUCUCGCCUCCCCCGGGGUCUGACAGCGACAUGGGAGGCCUCAGCAGCGACGGACACGAACAGCCGCGUCCAAAGUCGCUCUUGAGCUCGCUGCUUUCAGACCAUUCUUCACCGGCGAAGCGUCCAUCAACCGGCUACACGUCUGGCCCAUCGGCGCCUUCCUCGGCGCCAUCAACUGCCUUCUCCAGCCCUCGGGCCCAAGACCCGGUCUCGAUUUUACGACGCGGCAGUAUGGGGUCGGAUGGGGAACCGUUCCACCUUCCAUUUGCUCACCAUCACGUUCCCACGCCACUCCCAAAGGCUCUACCGCUUGGCACCAGCCCGCCCCCCGUUGACGCUGCUCCUCACCGAUCCGCUCUAACGUUUGCUGUUGCACAGCCCCGUGCAGAGCAGGAGCGUAUCCAUGCUUCUCAACAUGACGACAUUGACGAGGGCAACGAUACGGAUCAAGGCUACGAAGAAGACUCCGAGGACGGCUUCUCGGACGACGAACCCACAUUUAUGAUGCAAGCAAUGGCUCGGGCUCGUGAAGCAAGAGCCCGUGCACCUCUCGUGCCGAUUCGGGCGGCUUCAGUCUCUCCGCCUCGUCCGGCAAUCGUGUCGCCGUCGCGCAGAGGACGUGGUCACAUUCGGGUCGAUCCAGAUGUGGCGCAAGAUCACAAGUCUUGCACCCGUCACUACAGCCCCCCGCCUUCAGACGCCCGCUCUUCCCGUUCUGCACCACCUGGACCCCGUGACGGCCGAGCCGGCUCUCCAGUUCCUUCGAAGCACGAGGACGAGGAUGACGAUGAUGAUGACGAAGAUGACGAGGAGAGAUCGGACGAAGAAGAAGAAGCACAACCCGAAGGUGAAGGACGGGCAGCGGCCGCCGCCGUGGUCCAUGAGACGACAGUUACUCAUGACGACGAGGCCGUUAUGAGCGACGCUUCGGUCGACGAGGCCCCCAUGUCGACCGUUCGAACUAUUCUUCGCCGCGCAUCCGAGCACCUGCCGUCUUUCCGUCGUCCGUCAUUUGCACUCUCCACCCUGCAAUCUGACGCCGUCGAUAUUGUUGACAAGAGCCCUCCUGCCGAGGACCCAGUGUUGUCGCGUGCCCGUUCUCUUGGAGCCCGUUCGCACCCCGUGGGCAUUCUGUCAACAGAUGGGGGCGCAGAGACCAGUUUGCGUAGGGUAGGAAUUCUCUCUGCAGACGAAGGCGAGGGAAUGGCCCGUAGCCGGCCAAUGACCUGCCCAGUGCGCCGUGGGGAGGAGUAA
Molecule: messenger RNA, 1296 nt
Organism: Apiotrichum porosum
Lineage: Eukaryota; Fungi; Basidiomycota; Tremellomycetes; Trichosporonales; Trichosporonaceae
Exons: 2
Coding region: 1-1296 (431 amino acids)
Source: RefSeq, a predicted model, not a curated record